GAUAGAUCAACCAAGACAUCGCGAUUAAAAUGGGUCCUGACGUGCUCUGGUUGCCCAAUGCCCUCACCAGAGAGAAUAAAUACCCUGCAACAUGCAGUGACCAGAAUGAUGCGCUGCAAUUGACAUUCGUACACCAUGGCCCUCGAUCGCUUGAUCCCGAUAUAUCGAUCAUGUCUUUUCCAGAUUAUUAUUGUCGGGCUGGUGGCCUUUUGUGAGCCCGGCAUCUGGACGGCCCUGAAUAAUCUUGGCGCGGGGGGAAAUGCCAGUCCCUUUCUCAACAACGCGGCCAAUGCUUUAACCUAUGGACUCAUGUCCGUGGGCUGCUUCCUUGCCGGGGGUGUCACCAACAAAAUCACGGCCAAAUGGACCUUAUUCAUCGGCGCCGCCUUCUACACUCCCUACGCGGCAGCAUUAUACUGCAACAACCGUUACGGCAACGAAUGGUUCCUGUUACUCGGAGCCGCGCUGUGCGGAAUAGGAGCAUCGCUCCUCUGGGCGAGUGAGGCUGCCAUUGCGGUCGGGUAUCCCGAAGAAGCGAAAAGAGGCCGAUAUGUCGGGAUCUGGAUGGGCAUCCGACAGAUGGGUCCUCUGGUGGGUGGUGCCAUCUCCCUCGCUCUCAACAUCAACACCGCGCAUACGGGCAAGGUCACCUACACCACAUACUUAGGGCUCGUGGCUAUUUCCUCCCUAGGGGCUCCCUUUGCCUUGCUGCUCUCCCAACCACAAAAGGUCAUUCGAAGCGAUGGCACCGCGAUUCCUUAUAUGAGGAGAACGAGUUUUGCGAUCGAGGCUCGCGCGAUUUGGAAGCAACUGCACAACAAGUACAUGUUGCUCCUUAUCCCGGUUUUUCUCGCAGGACAGUUCGGCACCACUUACCAGGGCAACUAUCUCACGACAUACUUCACCGUCCGCUCCCGCGCCCUCGCAUCCUUUCUCACCGCAGUCGUCGGCGCCAUAGCCAACAUAUCCACGGGCAUAAUCCUCGACAUCAAGUCCGUAUCUCGCGAAACCCGAUCCAAGAGCGUGUACAUCUUCAUCCUCAUCUUCCUCACCGGAUCAUGGAUCUGGAACGCGGUCGUCCAAACCAAACUCUCCCGCAUGGCCGAUCCCCCAACCUUCGACCUCGGCGACGGACCCUUCUUCAACUCAGCUUUCACUGUCUACAUGCUAUUCAAAUUCUUCUACGAGAUCCUCCAAACCUACAUCUAUUGGCUGAUGGCCGAGAUCAAGGGCGCACAGCGGGACGGCGAUAUCGCGCGCACCACGGGUAUCCUGCGAUCGUGGGAAUCGAUUGGGAGCACGAUCGCUUAUGCAGUCGGUGCUACGCACUGGCCGAAUCGGAAUCAGAUAAUUUUGGGGUUUGCGUUGUGGGCAUGGACGAUUCCGUUUACGCUGCUGGCGGUGUUUGGGGAUUGGAAUGUGUCGUCUGAGCCGUUGGAGGAGACGGAGACGGAGACGGAUAGUAGUAGUUUGGAGGCGCAGAGGGUGGUGAUUGCGGACGGUGGGAAGGAUUGA
This is a messenger RNA of Aspergillus sclerotioniger CBS 115572, 1515 nucleotides long. Its product is annotated as duf895 domain protein membrane protein. The coding region runs from base 136 to 1515 and encodes 459 amino acids. The record is from RefSeq and is a predicted model, not a curated record. The transcript is spliced from 4 exons. NCBI's taxonomy places the organism in Eukaryota, Fungi, Ascomycota, Eurotiomycetes, Eurotiales, Aspergillaceae.